Molecule: messenger RNA, 896 nt
Organism: Emericellopsis atlantica
Lineage: Eukaryota; Fungi; Ascomycota; Sordariomycetes; Hypocreales; Bionectriaceae
Product: mitochondrial outer membrane translocase complex, subunit Tom22
Exons: 2
Coding region: 189-653 (154 amino acids)
Biological process (GO): intracellular protein transport
Cellular component (GO): mitochondrial outer membrane
Source: RefSeq, a predicted model, not a curated record
CGCAGGCUGUUCCAUCAUCCAUCCCCUAUUAACUCCAUCGAAUCGCGCCUUUUUUCCGUCGAUAACGACUCCCUCGCUCGGUCAUUCUAGUCGCAAUUCGAUACGAAUCUUGAGUCAUCAACUAGGAUCUCGUGCGAUCCCAGCGCAAUUUCUGCUCCACCUUCCCAUCAACCACCACAACCGCCAACAUGGUCACCCUAACAGAGGUUGAGGACGAGCACUUCCAGAACACCCAGGCUGGCCCUGAGGUUGACGACGACGACUACAGCGACACCGACUCUGAGAUCUCCAACGAGUCCGACUACGAUCCCCAAGACGAGACCCUCGCCGAGCGCCUCUACGCUCUGCGCGACAUCGUACCCCCCACAACUCGCGGCUGGAUCUCAUCCAAGAUCAACACCGUCUCGAACGCCACCUGGACAGCGCUAUCCUUCAGCGGCAAGGCCACGUGGGUGAUCACCACCUCGGCUCUCUUCUUCGGCGUCCCAUUCGCCCUCAGCUUCGCCGAGGACCAGCAGCUCACAGCCAUGGAGCAGGAGUACAACAUGAGGCAGCAGGGCAGUGAGCUCCUGACCGCCGGCGGCGACCAGACGACCGCUGAUCGCAUCGGUGCGGCGCUCGGCGACGAGAAGGACGCCAAGGCGGCGUUGUAAAGACAUGAACAGAUGAAAGCAAGACGUCUAUGUACGAAAGUAUUUGAGCAGGAUCCGCGCGAGCAGGAUGUGUACUAUAUGGAUACGGAUAAUAGCGGUUGGCACGCCACGGACGAAAUGCAUCGGAACGGGAAACGGCGCGUGCUUGCAUGGCAAGGUUGUGCAGUCUCAUCUCUGGGCGGUGUCAUCAAUUUGUAUGUGUACUUGUCAAAAAUAGAACAUUUCCACAUUCUUCAAGCGCAU